AUGGCAUUGGCCGGCUGGGAUAGAAACAAGGUGCCCUUCUCGACGCGGGGUCAACCGGAUUCCCACCACACUCAAUCAACCGCUAAGCGCCGGUUUCCGAACCGACCUGGGGCUAAGGAGACAUGCAUACCGGUGUAA
Molecule: messenger RNA, 138 nt
Organism: Chaetomium globosum CBS 148.51
Lineage: Eukaryota; Fungi; Ascomycota; Sordariomycetes; Sordariales; Chaetomiaceae
Exons: 2
Coding region: 1-138 (45 amino acids)
Source: RefSeq, a predicted model, not a curated record